GCCUAGAUAGGUAAAUAGAUGGAGGUUGCCAUCUUUGAUGUCCUACUAGACUGUACCAAGGCAGGGAGGGGGCUGUUUAGGAACGGGGUGUACCCACGUCGUGGCCUGUCGUUUGGACUCAACUUGCAGAGGCGUGUCAGCAGAAGAAAUCCUGGAAAUAGCCUCACGUUACCAUGGCCAGUCCCCCCUCCAGGGAUCAGGCAGACCGAAUCAGGUACAUAAAAGGGGACCUUUUUACCUGCCCCAGAACGGACUCAUUGGCUCACUGCAUCAGUGAGGACUGUCGCAUGGGCGCUGGGAUAGCUGUCCUAUUUAAGAAAAAGUUUGGUGGCAUACAGGAGCUGUUGGAUCAGCAGAAGAAGUCUGGAGAGGUGGCCGUUCUGAAAAGAGAUGACAGAUAUAUAUAUUACCUGAUUACGAAGAAGAAAGUCUCCCACAAACCAACAUAUGAGAAUAUGCAAAAGAGUUUAGAAGCCAUGAAAACUCAUUGUUUGAACAACGGGGUUACUGACAUUUCCAUGCCUAGCAUCUCAAAGAAUCCCAAGGGUCUUCCCAACUCCCCCCAUGCUGCACCACUGAAAUGCAGCUACUUCUGGGCCAGAAAACAGCAACCACCCUGCUGCACCAACACUGUUUGCUGAAACCUGGAUUGUCCCUCCAGAUGCAGAAGGUGAGAGAAGAAGCCAAGGUCAGCCAGGCCAGAUAAGGCACCAUCAGCAUUGUUGCCAUCUUGUUAAUGGGGUACCAAGAGUACAUGGUGCCAAGCACCAGGCCAUAUAGGCACAAGAUGUCCACCAGAGCCUGAAGAAGAGAGAGCGAAAUGAUUGAGGCAUCUACUGCUGGGAUCGUAUUCUCCCUAUGCAUUGUAAGAGUAACUCUUAUCGAAGGCAGUCCAACGAGAGUAGGACUGUUAUGGGCUCUCCUGUUGACAGGGUAUUUUAUAGCCUGAUAAGCCAUCCACAAAUAGUGUGGCCCCUUAAAGUUCAUGGCCCUGCCUCUGGUUGGACCAGGGUGUGACACUCAAGGAGGCUUAUCUCUCGACGUAACUUCUUAACGGAAAGAUGCAGCAGCCAGAACACUGGCUCCCUAACCGCCCCGCUUUUCGGUCAGGAAUGCGAGGGACUGAUAACACUGGUUAGAAUCAAGUGUGGUGUGAGCAGACACUGAGCUCUGCUAAUAUGCCUUUACAGUUGACACAGGGUACAGCACUACCUGGUGCUCACUGUAGACCCGCCGAAAGGCGCCAAACUGGUGGCGCAGAGACACAGACAACACAAGACAAAUAUGCACAGACACGUUACCAGUUUUAGCUUAUGAGCGCCAAAGAAUAGGGGAGUCCAAGCCCAGUUCAAGGCAAGCUGAGCCCCGUAGAGGCCCAGCGGGAUGACAGCUUUGCUGUUGAAGCCCCCUAAGUCAUUCCACACCAAAUAUGAAGCGUAGCUGUGAAGAGGAAAAUCACAAUUAACAUUUUGCUGUCCCACCUGGCUUCUCUCCAAGAUGCUGUGGGAUCAGGCACUAUUCUACCAGGAGGCACCGGUUUUUGCUCCAUAUAAUUCUUAUUAUUGGAACACAGCUCCAAGGGCAGAUCCCACCCUAGCCAAAGGCAGCUCUUAUGACUUGUCUACACUGGGUUUUGAGGGUGGGGUUUGCACCGAUGUAGCUACACUGAUGCAGCUCCUAGUCUAAACAUACCGCACUGGUGCAAAAGUGACUUGCGGUAGUGGGUUUGCACCAGCGCAGCAUUGGUGCACUUACAUCUGUGGCCUGCCAUCACAUCAAACUCAUGAUCUCUCUUGUCUAUUUAGGCAGUAAGUUCAUCUGGCAGGGAAUGUCUCUGGCUAUGGAUACAGUGCCUAGCACAAUGGGCCCCUGAUCUUAGCUGGGUUCUCAAAGUUCUACAGUUGUCAUCGUGAGCCUCAGUGCAAAAUAAACCCAGUGUAGACAAAGUCCCCGGCAAAAAAAAAAGUUCCAGGUGGAGCUGAUGAACUCAGCUCAGUAUCCAGUGGGGUGUUAUGUUCAUCUUCUGAAUAUAAACGUCCCUUUCCUGCCCACUUGGUCCUUGAGAAGGAAAGCUCCAAACUGAGCAGUGGAGGAGAGUGAAGUCUCCCCUAGAGAUAAAGACCUACAGAAACAGAGAAGGGGUAGUACACGGAACCUUACCCCAUGCCUGUGUACAGGGUAGUCCACACGACGGGGAACAUUUUGUUGGGUGGACGCCAAGAGGGUUUCUUCAGGCUUUCGAACCAAGUAGGCACUUCCUUCCGUGUCAAGAGCCAGCCGAGAAUUCCCCCGAUAUGAGGCAAGGCAGAGAACCCAAAAGCAUGAGCCCACAUCCCUCCUUACUGGAUUUAACUGGACUUGGGGUGGCUGGUCCUGGCGUUUUGUGACUAAAAAGCAAUAAGUGAGCAUCAUUUACAAAGGACAUUGGUUAUUUCCAUAUUGACCAAGAUCUUCCAGGUCUUUGCCUUACUCUAAUUGCCUGGAGGUCUUUUUGGCAAAGUGGCUACCCCCCAUCCCCACUCCCUGUCAUUGCACUGGCUGCUGCAAUUUCAUUAUUUACCUAACGUGGCUGCAUUGAAACCAUCCUUAGAAGACAGGACUGAAGUCACUUUUCUCAGUGCUUGUCCAAAUGCCACAGCUCACAGAGCGCACAAUCUCUCCUACACGUAUGCUGCUAGACCUCUCAAUGGAGCUAUUAUCUCUCUGCUGCAUGCUCCUCUCAGUAGGGAAAAACAGGCAGUUUGUCGUGGGACCCCCAUUUUCUUCUCUCUUCAGCUUAUCUCUCACCAUAUAUUUAUAUUUUAAAUAAACAUCUGUAGUGAGCA
Chrysemys picta bellii (western painted turtle) is the source of this 2825-nucleotide messenger RNA. It is a transcript of the gene OARD1, whose product is annotated as O-acyl-ADP-ribose deacylase 1. Gene Ontology annotation, biological process: peptidyl-glutamate ADP-deribosylation. The record is from RefSeq and is a predicted model, not a curated record. Lineage: Eukaryota; Metazoa; Chordata; Testudines; Emydidae.